This is a messenger RNA of Mytilinidion resinicola, 1041 nucleotides long. RefSeq names its product SFT2-domain-containing protein. Bases 1 to 660 code for a protein of 219 amino acids. NCBI's taxonomy places the organism in Eukaryota, Fungi, Ascomycota, Dothideomycetes, Mytilinidiales, Mytilinidiaceae. Gene Ontology annotation, biological process: vesicle-mediated transport. Gene Ontology annotation, cellular component: membrane. The transcript has 5 exons. The record is from RefSeq and is a predicted model, not a curated record.
AUGGCAUCGGCCAACUUCCGCGACUCGAUGAACUCGUUGGGCUGGAGCAGGAGGGACCCAGACAUUCCUGUCAACACGUCGUCCCAGUCGACGCCCAUUCUCAACAGGCUGCAGAGCCUCAAUCCCUUCAGUUCCGGUGGCUAUGUUAGGCUACCGACCGCGGGAGAAGGGCCUGGCGCGCCGCUGCCCGCGCCGACCAGGAGGGAGGAGGACGAAGGCUGGUUUGCGCUGAGCAGGUGGGAUCGCCUGCUAGUCUUUGGUGGCCUCAACCUUGCAGCGGCAGCAAUGUUUGCUACCUGCUUCGCCCUCAUGUUCACCCCCCUUUUCAUCGUAAAACCGCGGAAGUUUGCCAUCCUGUGGACAAUGGGCUCGCUCCUAUUCCUGGCCUCAUGGGCCGUCAUGAUGGGACCCUUACAAUACAUGCAACAUCUCAUUUCAGGCCCUAGACUGCCGUUCACAGCGGCAUACUUCGGCAGCAUUGCGCUCACUCUCUAUUUCUCGCUCGGCCUGCACUCAACCAUCCUCACCGUCGUCGCUGCCAUUGCUCAGCUGGUCGCCUUGCUCUGGUAUCUAGUCUCUUACUUCCCCAUGGGCUCGACGGGCCUGCGCUUCGCGGCGCGCUUUGGCGGGAAUAGGGUCGCGGCUUGGAUGAACGAUUAAACCUACUUAGUGCGGCGUUGGAGUGGGAUGGGGCUGAGCAGUAUUUCGACGCGUCAGUGAGGCCCAGAAGGUGGGAGUAGUGUGUGAGGCGAACUCGCACUCGACGCAGAGGCAGGCAGCUGAAACAAAACUGGAUGGACCAGAAACGGGCGCUUUGGAGGCGCCUCCGCGUGUUCAAACAUUAGGAAUGAAUGGGGCGUUGACGUCAUUGUAAUAUAGCAAACACCCUCACGAAGGGGGGGCAACAUAAUCGUUACGAGAGCGUGUUGCAGUUUGAUGCUGGACAUGUCGCAUUCACGGUGCUGCGCGUGCGAGUCUCAGUCGCACUCGCGAUAGUCGGGUGGAGUGAAGGAAAGUGACAGCUCUCAUUCUACAGCCUUU